This is a messenger RNA of Geodia barretti, 591 nucleotides long. NCBI's taxonomy places the organism in Eukaryota, Metazoa, Porifera, Demospongiae, Tetractinellida, Geodiidae. The record is from the annotation of a GenBank genome assembly.
AUGGAAGCAUUUAAAGAACACGUUGGAUUUGUCGUUCCACUCGACCGGAUUAAUGUUGACACCGACCAGAUCAUCCCGAAGCAAUUCCUGAAACGGAUUGAACGCACCGGCUUCGGUGAAUUUCUCUUUUACGAUUGGCGUUAUCUUGAGAACGGCGAACCGAACCCAGAAUUUGUGCUGAACCACCCGCGCUACGCAGAUGCGAGUAUCCUCAUCGCUGGCGCGAACUUCGGAUGCGGGAGUUCGCGCGAACACGCGCCGUGGGCACUCCAACAAUACGGUUUCAAGGCGAUUCUCGCCCCCUCGUUUGCCGAUAUUUUCCGCAACAAUUGCUACAAGAACAGUAUCCUCCCGAUAGCCCUGCCCGCAGAUGUCAUCACCGCACUCAGCCAAGCAGCACAGGACACCGAAGGGUACCAGUUAAUGGUAGACCUGGAGGAACAAUCGGUAAUCUGUCCUGAUGGCACUGCACACACUUUUGAAAUCGGCGAUUUUGAGAAGUAUUGUCUGCUGAACGGACUUGACGAAAUCGGUUGGACCUUACAGUAUGAAGUGGACAUCGCUGCUUAUGAGAACCAGAAUCCCUCAUAA